Messenger RNA from Auxenochlorella protothecoides, 4416 nucleotides. Its product is annotated as DDT domain-containing protein. Gene Ontology annotation, biological process: positive regulation of SREBP signaling pathway. Bases 1 to 4416 code for a protein of 1471 amino acids. The record is from RefSeq and is a predicted model, not a curated record. The transcript has 31 exons. NCBI's taxonomy places the organism in Eukaryota, Viridiplantae, Chlorophyta, Trebouxiophyceae, Chlorellales, Chlorellaceae.
AUGCCCCUUCUGCGCAAACGAGCUGUCGAGUACGACAUCCCUGAUGCACAUACCCACUUCCAAGAUAAUGAAGAGGUGUUCUUGAUCCGGAGCACUGGCGAGGUCGUGAGGGAGUAUGAGACAUACAUCAGCAAGGUCAACCUCUACAGGCAGCGCAUCUGGACUGCGGCACACACAGGCCAGGGCAAGCUCACGUGGGCCGAGGCAAAGGAGGAAGAGGAGGAGGCCCGAGCAGCCCUCGCCAAGAUUCCCGAGGAUGUUCAAGGCAAAUUCGCGGAGCUCCUGCACCUCAGUCUAGGUUCCUUGGAGGAGGCAAUCUCUCGGUUGCACGACGGCUGCGGCCCCAGCCCCGCAGCAGAAGUGGCUGAGUCAGGGCCAGAUGGAACGGACGGCGGCACUCCCAAUGUUUCCUCAAAGAGAAAACCCAAGGCUCCCUACAGCAAAUCCCUGCUCCGCGCCUUCAUUGCAGAGAAUGCAGAGUCGGUGAAGGGCCCGGCCGGCAGGCCCCUCCUCUGGAGACUGAAGCCUGAGCUCAGCGACACGCUGGGCCUCUCCCAUGCCCUCCCAGAGGGCUAUGCAGCCGAGCUGCUCCCCCCUGCAGUCAAGUCCCCGGGCCAGGCGGCCGAUAAGGGCCCUGCCUCGACCUCCGGACUGCUAGCGCCGGGGUCGCUGGCUGCAUCGCCGUCCACAGCCCCCGCCAAGGAGUUCCUGACAGCAAAGACGCUGGAGGUUCUGACCAAGGACCCCAACUUUGUGCGGCUGGACAAGGGCAAGUACUCUCUGCAUGCCUUCCAUCCACAUCUGGUGGUUGCCAAACCUGUUCCAGGGGAGGGACGAGCUCUGAUCCAGACAAAGCUCACCCCAGGGCUGGAGCUCUCUGGGAAGCAGGGAAAUAUGGCCGAGUCCAAGGGUCUAGACUGUGACACCACCACCUGCAAGCCUGAGGGCGAGGGCAGGGUGUUGAAGCAGGCGCAACUGGCACUGAGCAGGCGGCGGGAUGACCUAGCAGCUGCCGAGAAGGAGCUGGGGCGCAGGCAGGCCGACCUGGCCGAGGUGAAGAAGGAGUAUCGCCGCAGUCCCGGGCGGCGAUCCUCCCAAUUUCAUGUGCCUGCAUCGGCGCUCGUGCGCUUUGAGAUCACCGAGCAGGAGCGGGAGUAUGCCGGGGACCCAGAUGACCGCAAGGCCAUGAUGGAGCACCGGCAGGUGCUUCAAGCGCGCGUGCGGGAGCUGGAAAGCGAGAAGCAGGCGUUCCUGAAGGAGGAGAGGGCCAAGCACGAAGCUGCACUGGAGGACGACAUGGCAGCCGUGCGUGCCAUGGAGGCGGCCGUCGCAGCGGCCGCUAGGGUCGUCGCCGCGACUCAAAAGGCGGUGACCUCUGCUGAGGCUGCUGUGAACCAGCUGCUGAAAAGGAGUGCAAAGUGUGAUCAGCGGACGGCUGCCCAGGACAUCAAGGCCAAGGAGAGGGAGCUGCGAGAGAAGCAGCGUGCCGCGGAGCGGGCGGAAAGGGAGCGUCAGAAGGCCCUGGCCAAACGCUAUCCCAUGGAGGACCUGCAACUCCUGGCCGAAAGCCAGGCGGAGGCUGCCGCCCAGGGGAAGCCUUGUCCUUCCUCCGACAUGGUCCAGCCCCCCUGGCUGGAUGCUGAGGAGAGCCAGCGGGUGACGACCCUGCUGUACAUCCUGGACACCCUGCAGCAGUUUGGAAAGAUUCUGGACGCGCUGCUGGCAGACCUGCGAGACACCGAUGCCCUGGGGCCCCAGGAAAAGCGCUGGACGGCGGUGCUUUCCUCCGCCACCUGGCCUGAAGUGCUGCGGCGCAUGGUACUGACGUGGCUGCAAGACCCCGACGCCCAUCCGCGCGUGGACGAGCAUGCUGCCAUGGCGGCCUCCAUGCUUUCUUUCGAGCCAAUCGUGGGCCUGGGCCCCGACCGCCACCUUGCCCUCCUCCGCUGGCUGACGGACGCGCUGCUGGAAACCCAGAAAGUCCGCUCGGCGAUACAGAAGAGGGAGGAGACGGCAGAGGACGUCAAGCGAGGAUUCAGGGACGAGAUGGCGGAGGAGCGCCGACACCUUAAGGACCUUCUGGAAGCCGAGAAGGAAGCUAAGAAGAAGAGGAGGGAGGAGGCUGGCCCCGACACGGAGGGCCAGACGCAGGGGGCCGGUGACACCAAAGACGCCGAUGCAGGGGGUGCCGCGCCCUCCCUCGAGCUCCCGCCCGAGCUGCAGGAGUACAGCGGCGACCCCGACGACCGGAAGGCCAUGCUCCUGUUCCGCCAGGCACAGCAGACCGAGCGCCGGAGGCUUGAGAAAGCGCGCGACAAGUGGCUGGGCGCGGAGCUGCGGCGCCAGCGGGAGCUCGAGAGCAGGCUGAAGGAGGAGAGGGAGGCGGAGCGGGCCGCUCAGCACGAGAUCGCUGCCGCCGAGGACGCCCUGGCAAGGUUGCAAGACUCCCAGGAGCAGCAGCUGGAGAGGCUGCAGCUGCGCAGGUCCCCCCUAGGCCUGGACCGGCACCAUCGCUCCUACUGGUACGGCCUGGCAGGCCUGCGCUCCUGCCUGAUGGUGCAGGAUGCAGAGGGCUGCUGGGGCUGCCUGACGGACCUCGACACCCUGCUCUCCGGCCUGGACGCGCGGGGCCUCCGGGAGGGCGGCCUGCUGGCCUGCCUGCAGAAGCAGGCCGCCGCGGAGGCCGCCGAUCCCAAGGCCGGCCUGGCAACCUUCGCCACCGGCCUCCGCCAGGUGGCGAGCGGCGAGGCCGGGGCCGUGCCCACGCUGGCCACGUUGCGUACCGGGAUCCAGGGCCGGCUGAGGGGCCUGGAGGCCGCGCUUUCCAGCGCUGCGGCCCUGCACCCCGUGGCCGACGGCGAGGGGUCGGCCUCCGAGUACAGCUCCGACUCAGGCGUCGAAUCGGAGGAGGAGGCGGAGCCGCUGGCCGGCAGGCCUGCCACACCCCUCCACCGCCGCAAGGGAAUCGCGCGGGUGAGGGAAGUGGUGGACGACCUGUUCUCGCCCACCAAGCAGGCGCGGGAGGUGACGUCUCGCCUCUGGCGCCGCGCCUCGGAGCGCGCCUCCUGGUCCAGCGACCUCGGGGGCAGCUUCACCGCGGCGCGCCUCGCCUACUGCACCGCGGUGCUGGCCCUCCAGGCCCAGCCGCUGCUGAAGCACCUGGAGGCUGACAAGGCGGGACAGGCUAAGCAGGCGGCCCCUGAGGCGGCCCGCCCCCUGCCUGGCCCCGCGCGCGGCUGCGAGGAGCCGGCUGCGGAGCCCAGCGCGCUCAGCGUGCAGCGAACGGAGGACUUCCUGGCAGACGACGGCGGCAGGGUGUGCCCGCGGGAUGCAAUUGACUCUUCUACGGGGUGCUGCCCCAAGGGACGGACCCAUGUCUGCGAUAGACCCGAGACGGGCAGAUGGGAGACGGUGUUCCAGGCCUGCCAGGCUGCUUGCAGGACCAGCUCGCACAGCACGCUGCACGAGAACGCCUUCAUCGCGCUCCGGAAGCACUGCUACUCCGACACAGGCCGCCCCAGGGUGGGAAACACGACCCUGGCGGGGGCGGGAUCUGGCUCGGAGCAGGGCUCAUCUCCCCGACUUGUGGCGGGUGGGGUGGGCCAGUCCUGUACACAGGCCUGCGCCGCCGGCCGGGGUGUGUGCGUGGGAGACGGCGGCCCGAUACCUGCCGCCCUGCGGGACUGCGACAUCCUGCGCGACCACUUUGGGUGUGAGGCUGGCUGCGCCGCGUCACCGUUGGGCGGCGACGUGCACCCAGCGUACAUCAAGCCCAAGGCCCCGACAUGGCAGCUGCCCACCAUGUGCAUCGCGCCGGCAGCCUCCAGCGCAGCCUUCAACUGCAGCGCCGCGUCGGCCGCGGUCCAGCGGCUGUGCCCCUGCAACGAUGCGGAGCCGCCGCUCCCAGACACUCAGCAUGCUGCGGGCGGCUCCAUUCGAUGGGAUCGCCGCGACGGCCCCAUUCGCCUGAAUGCCGACGCCAUGAACCAUUGGCUCCGCCUGCGCCACGCCUUCCCCGCCCCGCGCACCGACGGCCUGCUGAGGCUCGAGACCAGGCACAGCCUUUCACACCGCCGGCUCCACGCCGCCGCACAGAUCACCAAGGGACCCCUCGCCCCAGGAGCCAUCGAGGUCAACCCCUACUGGGCCACCUACAACCGGUCCUGGGUGGUGGCCAGGGGCAGGCUCCCCCUCGACGCCAAGCUCGGCGCGUGCUGGGAUGGCACUCCCCACGUGGAGGUGGGAGUGGGCAGCCUGCCCAUCAUCGCGAUCGCAGCGGCCGGCAUGCUGGUGGCCGGCAAGCCCAUCCGGGUGACGCGCAAGGAGCUGGAGCUGGAUGCCGGGGUCCAGCGUGUGGGCAGGGCCCUGGAGCUGAGCCUGGGCCAGCUCAGCGCGGUGUUGCGAGUUUCCCAGUGA